Molecule: messenger RNA, 2629 nt
Organism: Sipha flava (yellow sugarcane aphid)
Lineage: Eukaryota; Metazoa; Arthropoda; Insecta; Hemiptera; Aphididae
Gene: E23
Product: ABC transporter G family member 9
Exons: 14
Coding region: 16-2130 (704 amino acids)
Cellular component (GO): plasma membrane
Molecular function (GO): ATP hydrolysis activity; ABC-type transporter activity; ATP binding
Source: RefSeq, a predicted model, not a curated record
CCGUAAACAUUAAUAAUGCACGUAGCCAUAGAGUUUUUAACGAGACGCGCCCGGAAACGAGUUUUUACUCGUUACAUUGCCUAUCGUUCAUUGAAUGCUGUGGACACCAUUUGCUUACAAAACAGGUUGGAGAACGGCGUGAACGCACAGGAGCCCCCGGAAUGCAUGCACCCGUUGCCGGCGCAUCGGCCGAUCGAGCUGACUUUUACCAACCUGGCGGUGAAAUUGGACGACAAGCGACACGUGCUGAAAAACAUUAGCGGAGUCGUGAAACCCGGACAGGUGUUGGCCGUAAUGGGGCCUUCGGGUUGCGGAAAAACCACGCUGCUGAACUGCUUGUCGGGCCGCAUCAAGUUGGACUCGGGAUGCAUACACCUGAAUCGCGAACGUCUGAACAAGAGGUGCAAGCGGCGCAUAUGCUACGUGUUGCAGCAGGACAUAUUCUUUCCAGACCUGACCUUAAGGCGAACGCUCGAAUACGCCGCUCUGCUUAGACUUCCGGAUUCAUUAUCUCACAGCCAGAAAAUGCAGUACGUCGACCAUAUCAUAGAUGUACUCGAUUUAAACAAUUGCCAAGACACGAUUAUCGGUGAUUAUAUGAAGCGUGGAUUGUCUGGGGGCGAAAAGAAACGAGCGAACAUCGCCUGUGAACUUUUAACCAACCCUGCCCUGAUGCUUUUGGAUGAACCCACGACUGGAUUAGAUUCGCAUUCGGCUUAUAAAUUGAUGUUAUCGCUAAAGAAAUAUGCGGAGAAUGAAGGAAAAACAAUCGUAGUCACUGUUCACCAACCGUCGUCGCAAAUAUUUCACAUGUUCGACAAACUACUUUUAAUCUGUAACGGACAAACCGCGUACUUUGGUGACAUCAAUAAAGUAGUGAAUUUCUUCAGUAAUAUCGGAAUGAUGAUAGCACCACACUACAAUCCAGCAGAUUUUAUUUUGGAACAAGUAAAAGGUACUGAAGAAAUGAAACAGAAUAUAAUUGCUGCUGCCAAACGAGCCCAGGAUGAUUAUUAUCAACAAGAAUUGUUACAUUUAACGUGUACAUGCGACAAAUAUCUGAAUAAUUAUCGCCACAAUCAUAGCAAAGAUAAAUACAAUAGUCAAUGGCCCAUCAACGCUACCAACGGUCAUAUCUGCACAGCAUUCAGUGAUUCGUCUACAGACAGCAAUGAAAAAUGUUACACUGCCAUUAGAGUUAACGAAGACGAGGCGAGAACCUUAUGGCUGGACAGUCAGAGCCAUUCUUCGACGUCUACAUCAGACGAAGAUUUUACUUGGCAAUGGCCUACCAGUUUCUGGACCCAAUUCAAAGUGUUGAUCCAGAGAAACUUCCAUGAAGCACGUCCUCAAAUGUUGAGCACUCUGAAUUGGGUGCAGACCGUUGCGCUCGGCUUGUUGGCCGGUCUCCUUUGGUUUCAGCUUCCGCGUACAGAACAAUCUUUGCACAACAUCCAGGGAUGGAUGUUCUUUUCCACUACUUAUUGGAUGCUUUUCGCUCAUUUCGGUACACUGUCGUCUUUCCCUCCAGAAAGAGAAGUGAUCAAUAAGGAACGUCAGAGCGGGGCGUAUCGUUUGAGCGCCUACUAUUUGGCCAAGAUGGUGGGCGAGUUGCCGUUAACCAUUACCUUGCCGGUCGUCUAUCACGUGAUCUCUUAUCCGAUGCUCGGCAUGCACAGUUUCAGCACGUUCUUCACCCUGCUAAUGUUUCUGCUACUGAACACCAUCGUUGCCCAGAGCGUCGGAUUCUUCGUGGGAGCAUUGUGCAUGGACAUGCAAGUGUCGAUCACCAUCAGCGCCCUGUACACGCUGGCCACGCAACUUUUCGGCGGCUACUUGGCGACCAAUAUUCCUAGCUGGUUGCAGUGGAUGCAAUACCUGAGUAUGGUGCACUACGCGUACCAGAACAUGCAAAUCGUCGAAUUCGGCGACGGAGAACCAAUCAAAUGUGCGGAACAGUCCAAGUACGCGGUGUGUCAGAACUCAACUGUUAUCCCGGCAUCGGACAUCGUCAAUGCACAAGGUGCAUCGUUCCCAUUGUGGCUGAACACAAUGAUUUUGUUCGGCUUCCUUAUCGUGUUCAGAGUGUUAGGUUAUCUAGUGUUGCGUUUCAUCCGAAAACCAAAGUAAACGCCUGAAACCGUUGAUGGCUGUGAGCGGUUAACGUUUUUAAUUAUUAAUCGUUUUGUAAAACAUAAAUAUGGCUGUGUCAAUUUAGACAUUAUAAUAUUUUUUAUCUCGUUAUAAAUAUUAAACUUAGAGACUCGUUUUUCAACUCAAUAAUACCCCCGAACUCAUUUCCUAACGCUAAAAAUUUGGUGCUUGUGCCUAUUUUGAUCGGAUUUCGGGAAAAGCGGUGUGAGAUGUGUGUUAAACAUAUACUAUGUCGUCGCACUGUUUUGAUUUUUUACUACAUCGUAAUAAUGUUUUUAAAUGUUGCAUAAAAAUUAUUUUAAGACUUUAAUUACCUAUUUUUUUAAUUUUUAAAAAUCAUUGUAUAAUUAUUGUUUUAUUGAGUCGAACGUACAGAAUUUUCUUGUCGCAAAUACCUCGGAUGAAAUUUUGUUAUAUAUAUACAUACUGUUCGCACAGAUUUUCGUUACUACUUAGAUAAUCACAUUUUUAAUUU